Molecule: messenger RNA, 3078 nt
Organism: Camelus dromedarius (Arabian camel)
Lineage: Eukaryota; Metazoa; Chordata; Mammalia; Artiodactyla; Camelidae
Gene: CNKSR1
Product: connector enhancer of kinase suppressor of Ras 1
Exons: 21
Coding region: 331-2682 (783 amino acids)
Molecular function (GO): protein binding
Source: RefSeq, a predicted model, not a curated record
AGGUUUUAGAGCUGUUAACGUGGGUACUCUGCACAGCAGCACUCUGAAAUAGGACUGAUGAUAUCCAUUUUACAGAUAGGGAAACUGAUGCCUGGUGGGUAGCCCUUGGUCUCACAGCUAACAAGCUGCAGAGCCGGGAUUUGCACCCAAGCUCUGGCUCCCUAACCUCUGUGCUUUGUUGCUCACUGCUCAUUUUUUGGCCCCUCUUUGAGGAGCCUGAAGGUCAGGGUUUCACUUUGCCAUCUGAGGUCAAUUUUGGGCGGGGAUCCCAAGCCAGUUCUGAGGUCGCCUGGGUCACACACCAGUGGCACCGCCCCUGGUUGCCCUGGGAUGCCUGAAGAGCUGAGCAAGAGGAGGACAGGCAGUAGGCCAAUGGUUGUUGCAGCUCCUCACCUGGGCAGCCACGUGGGCUUAGGUAUGCCAGUGGCUCCGCCCUGGGCCCAGCCCAGCCCCUCCCCAGCCAGGGCUCUGGGAGCGGAAAUUCCUGUGUGGGCCAGACGGAACGGGUGUGGAUCCCAGCUGCCGGACUUGGCCAUGGAGCCAGUAGCGACCUGGACCCCCAGGAAAGUGGCGGCUUGGCUGAGAGGCCUCGAUGAUUCCCUGCAGGACUAUUGCUUUGAGGACUGGGAGCUGCCUGGCAAGUACCUGCUCCAGCUCUGUCCCCGAAGCCUGGAGGCUCUAACUGUGUGGCCUCUGGGCCACCAGGAGCUCAUCCUGGAAGGGGUGGAGCAGCUCCGGGCCCUGAGCUCUGGGCUCCAGUCAGAGAACCUGCAGAGCCUGACAGAAGGGCUGCUGGAGAGGAUCCAGGCGUUUCAGAGCUUAGUCCAAGGUCACCUGAGGGGCUGUGCUGACACCCCUGCGAAUGUCCUCAGCGCAGCCGUGGAGCUGGUGCAAGAGGCCCGUUCCCUCCUCUUCUGGCUCAACAGGUACCUCUUCUCCCACUUAAAUGACUUCUCAUCCUGCCAGGAGAUUGGGGAGUUGUGCAGGGAGCUGGGCCAGGCCUUGCAGGAGGACUGUCCAGCGGCUGAGAAGGAGAGCAAAGUCCUGAGGAUUUGCAGCCACGUAGUUGGGAUCUGCCACAGCAUCCUGAGCUACAGCCCGGAGGAGCUGCGGGAGCAGAGGGCUGUGCUGGAGCGCGUGCCGCUGGACGAUCCUUCGGGCCUGGAGAUCCACACCACCAGCAACUGCCUGCACUUCGUGUCUCGAGUGGGCCCCCAGGUCCCGGACGACUCCCAGCUUCAGAUUCUUCCUGGAGACGAGAUUGUCCAGGUCAAUGAGCAGGUGGUGGUGGGCUGGCCCCAUAAGAACGUGGUGAGGGAGCUGCUGCGGGAGCCAGACGGGGUCAGCUUAGUGCUGAAGAAGGUCCCAGUCCCAGAGACACCCCCACAGACCCCUCCUCAGGCCCUGAGCUCCUCACACCCAGUGAGCCCAUCACUGGCUCCAGCCCCACUGUCUCCCAGGGCCCUGUCUGAAGACGUCUUUGCCUUUGACCUGACUUCAAACCCAAGUCCUGGGCCCAGCCCUGCUGCCUGGACAGACUCGACUUCCUUUGACCCCGAGCCCCUGCCCGGCCCACCUGCACCCCCAGCCACACUCCCAACAGGGGUAGCAGACACCCCGGAGCCCCUAGAGCACCCUGACAAGAGUCCUGUCCUUGGUCGCAAAAAAUCAAAAGGCAUGGCGACACAGCUGAGCCGCCGGCGGGUGUCCUGCCGGGAGCUGGGCCGGCCUGACUGUGAUGGCUGGCUCCUGCUGCGCAAGGUGCCAGGGGGCUUCAUGGGCCCGCGCUGGCGCCGCUGCUGGUUUGUGCUCAAGGGACACACGCUCUACUGGUACCGCCAGCCCCAGGAUGAGAAGGCUGAGGGCCUCAUCAAUGUCUCCAACUACAGCCUGGAAAGUGGACAAGAUCAGAAGAAAAAAUAUGUGUUCCAGCUCACCCAUGAAGUGUAUAAACCCUUCAUCUUUGCUGCUGAUACCCUGAUGGAUCUGAGCAUGUGGGUGCGCCAUCUCAUUACUUGCAUUUCCAAGUACCAAUCUCCAGGCCGGGCCCCCCUGCCCCGAGAGGAAGACUGCUACAGCGAGACGGAAGCAGAAGACCCUGACGAUGAGGCUGGAUCCCUCUCUGCCUCUCCCAGCCCGGCCCAGGCUGGGAAUCUACUCCACAGAGACACAUCACCCGCCACCACUCCCACGCAGGGCAGCCCGCGGACCUCCUUUGGCCCUCUGACAGACAGCAGCGAAGGGGCACUGGAAGGAAUGGUACGGGGCUUGAGGCAGGGUGGCGUGUCCCUGCUGGGCCAACCUCAGCCCUUCACUCACGAGCAAUGGCGGAGCUCUUUCCUGCGGCGCAACCGGGACCCACAGCUCAAUGAGCGAGCGCACCGCGUGCGGGCGCUGCAGAGCACGCUCAAGGCAAAGCUGCAGGAGCUGCAGGCCCUUGAGGAAGUACUAGGGGACCCCGAGCUGACUGGAGAGAAAUUCCGCCGCUGGAAGGAGCAGAACCAGGAGCUCUACUCAGAGGGCCUGGGGGCCUGGGGAAUGGGGCAGGCUGAGGGCAGCUCCCAAGUCCUGAACUCUGACUCUAGAGAACAGUCUUCCCACCCCGUGCCCUCUGACCCUGAGGAGCACUCCCAUCUCUGCCCCCUGACCCCAGAGAGCGACCUACGACCUCCUGACCUCUAACCCUAGCCAGUACCCUAAUUCCUGAUCUCUGGCCUUGAUGACCACCUCAACCCCCAGCCUCUGACAGGUCUAGGACCCAGCAUCCCUGGAUUCUCUUCCAGGUUGGAAGUAGUGCUAGUCUAUGGUUUCACUCUAAGCUGACCUCCUUUGCCUGAGCUUCUGCCAUUUCUGUUCCUCUCGCCCCUGGAGUAGGGUGAAAUGAAGUGAGCUUUGUGCCAACGAAGGAGCGGGAGGCUGGGCUGAAAGAACUCUCUCCCACCCCGUGCUCUGACCUGUGGGGGCACAGACAUUUCCCCUCCAUCCCUCAGCACUUCUUCCUUCCCCAAACCAGUCUGCAUGGGCAUUCUUCACUUUACACAGGAGACGCUUUUAACCAAAUAAAGUCAGUUCCUCUAA